Molecule: messenger RNA, 1192 nt
Organism: Hibiscus syriacus
Lineage: Eukaryota; Viridiplantae; Streptophyta; Magnoliopsida; Malvales; Malvaceae
Product: casein kinase II subunit beta-2-like
Exons: 5
Coding region: 149-1012 (287 amino acids)
Cellular component (GO): protein kinase CK2 complex; cytoplasm
Molecular function (GO): protein kinase regulator activity
Source: RefSeq, a predicted model, not a curated record
UUAUUAUUGUGACAAAAAAAAAAGAACGAGAGAAACCCUAGAUUUUGGAGGACAUAAGGGACAUUUGCGUCAUUUCACGCAAUAAAUUUGCGAUAACGGUAGCGAUUAAUAUCACCGGCAAAUAAGAAGGAAGAGAAGAGCUAAUAAGAUGUACAGAGGAGAGAGAGCUGCCGUUGGGUCCAAGGGAGAGAUGGCGUCUGUGGAUCGGAAACGGAUCAACGAGGCGCUUGAUAAGCAGCUGAAACGAUCGUCGUCGUCCACUUCGAGGACGACCAACGGCAAGGAUAAGUCCGCACACUCCCUUCUCAUGGGGAAACAUCCACCUGAUCAUCAUCGCGACUCUCGUUCCGGUUCUCUACCCAAAGCUAACGUCUCAAAUGUUGCAGAUGAAUCUGAAACCGAAACAGAGGAGUCAGAUGUUAGCGGUUCCGAUGGGGAUGACACAUCUUGGAUCUCCUGGUUUUGCAAUCUACGAGGAAAUGAAUUCUUUUGUGAAGUUGACAAUGACUAUAUACAAGAUGAUUUUAACCUUUGUGGGCUAAGCAGCCAAGUUCCUUAUUAUGAACAUGCUCUUGAUUUGAUUUUGGAUAUCGAAUCUUCACAUGGAGAUAUGCUUACAGAGGAGCAAAAUGAAUUAGUUGAAUCCGCCGCUGAAAUGCUUUAUGGUCUGAUUCAUGCACGAUUCAUAUUGACAAGCAAAGGAAUGGCUGCUAUGCUAGACAAGUACAAGAACUAUGAUUUUGGAAGAUGCCCAAGAGUUUACUGCUGUGGACAGCCAUGUCUACCGGUUGGUCAAUCAGAUUUCCCUCGGUCAAGCACCGUAAAAGUGUACUGCCCUAGAUGCGAAGAUAUUUACUACCCACGGUCCAAGUAUCAAGGCAACAUCGAUGGAGCCUAUUUCGGGACCACAUUUCCUCACCUGUUCCUGAUGACGUAUUCGCAUCUGAAGCCACAAAAGGCGACUCAAAGCUAUGUCCCAAGAGUAUUUGGGUUCAAGCUCCACAACCCAUAAUACUGGGAUUAGAGCUUCCCUAUCGGGCAAAUGGUUUCUCGACGAGUUUGUAUUUGGUAUUCCUCGGCUUCUAUUUUUGGAAAUACUGCUAUCGAAAAAUCAGGUAUAGUUCGGUAGUCGUUUCAGAUAACCAUAUUUCAUGUCCUUUUCAUAUGUUCUAAAUGAAUUACCAUAAAAGCA